AGUCAGGGACUGCACUGCGCGUAGGCGACGGCGGAGCUCCAGGAUCGGUCAAAAAUGGCAGAGGUGGAGGAGACACUGAAGCGACUUCAGAGCCAGAAAGGAGUGCAGGGAAUCAUCGUAGUGAACACAGAAGGUAUUCCCAUCAAGAGCACCAUGGACAAUCCCACCACCACACAGUACGCCAACCUCAUGCACAACUUCAUCUUGAAAGCACGGAGCACCGUGCGUGAAAUUGACCCCCAGAAUGACCUCACCUUUCUUCGAAUUCGCUCCAAGAAAAAUGAAAUUAUGGUUGCACCAGAUAAAGACUAUUUCCUGAUUGUGAUUCAGAAUCCAACUGAAUAAGCCACUCUUUUGGUUCCCUGUGUCAUUCCUUAAUUUAAUGCCCCCUAAGAAUAAUAAUAUUCAUCAUGUUAGUAGACUGGCACGUGGACAUCGCUUCAGAGCCCACUCAGACCAAUCCAGUGGCCAUUGGAGGGCUGGCAGCUCUGCUCACUCUGCCAAAGGAAUCCUCCCUGCUGUACCAGUCUCUCCCAGAGCUCCCAGGAGGGCCGUCUUUCCUCUUUUCCAGGUUUUGGAGCAAGAGCUUAUGAGAAACCCACACCCAGCUUCCUUCUGACCUUCAGUUCACUUUGUUACCCUUGGAAAAGGCUGUUUUUCUUUAACUAAAAAUAACUGAAAUGCUU
Otolemur garnettii (small-eared galago) is the source of this 686-nucleotide messenger RNA. RefSeq names its product dynein light chain roadblock-type 1 (gene DYNLRB1). NCBI's taxonomy places the organism in Eukaryota, Metazoa, Chordata, Mammalia, Primates, Galagidae. The transcript has 4 exons. The record is from RefSeq and is a predicted model, not a curated record. Gene Ontology annotation, biological process: microtubule-based movement. The coding region runs from base 55 to 345 and encodes 96 amino acids. Gene Ontology annotation, molecular function: dynein intermediate chain binding. Gene Ontology annotation, cellular component: cytoplasm; cytoplasmic dynein complex; centrosome.